UUGUUUCAGCAUGUUAGAAAUCUACAAUGAAAAGGUAAUUGAUUUGUUAUCUAAGACUAAGCAACUGGGGGGUCUGAAGGUGCGAGAAAACCAUCAGAGAGGAUAUUACGUGGAGGGCCUGAAGUCAGUGCCAUGUGAAAGCUAUGAGAGGAUUAAAUUGCUGCUGGAGCAAGGAAACAGGAAGAGGAGCACUGCAUCCACUAAUAUGAACACCAUCAGCAGCCGUUCUCAUAUGAUCAUCACCAUUCAAUUCAAACAGGUAUUUCUGAAGGAGCACCUCACCAAACAAUCUGACAUAAGCCUGGUGGAUCUGGCUGGAAGCGAGCGGCAGAAAUCUUCUGGAUCUGAGGGGGACCAUCUGCGAGAGGGAGCAGCCAUCAACCGGAGCUUAUCCACUCUGGGCAAUGUCAUCAGUGCUUUGGCCGAAAUAGCUGUGGGGAAGAAGGUAAUGCAUGUACCAUACAGAGACUCCACAAUUACUAAAUUGCUGCAGUCAGCUCUGGGAGGAAACAGCAAGACAAUCAUGAUUGCCACAAUCAGUCCUGCUGACAUCUGCUAUGAGGAAACGCUUUCCACAUUACGUUAUGCUGAAAGGGCCAAGAAUAUCCAGAACAAAGCCAUGAUAAACCAAGGUCCUUCAGAGAGACUCAUCCAGGAACUGGAGGCAGAAACCACCAAGUUGCUGUUAAAACUUUCAAAAAUUGGGAACUCGGGCCAAAGGGUGGAAGAAGAAACAAAGGAAUUGCGACGUUUAUUGGCUGACAACGAGCUUCAGAUGCACGACAUUCAGACUUCAUGGGAGCAACGUCUUGAGAAGGCGCGGAAAGAAUGGGAGCAGCAAUACGUUGUGAUAUCGCAGGAACAGGACAUGAUUCGGAUCUUCCCUUAUCUGUUGAAUGUCAACGUGGACCCACAACUCUCUGGCAUUGUCAAACACUUAAUUCAAGAUGGAGAAACUGUCAUAGGUCAUUCCAGCAGUUUCCCAAAGAGUAUCACUAUUAAAGGUUUGGGUAUGUGUUUUUCCUACAGUAUCUCAGAUAAACACGCCACUAUCACAAACCAGGACAGCACAGUAACUCUCGAAUCAUGUGGGCAAGCCAAAGUGACUGUAAAUGGGAUCCUUGUUCUUACUAAAGUUCACCUUAGACAUUUGGAUCGAGUUAUUUUGGGAUCCAGCAGUACCUAUCUCUACGUGGGGUUUCCCAGUGAGCGCAGCAGCGAGGACCUGACCAGAUACGACUACGAUUUCUUCCAGUGCGAGCUGGCAGCGGCGGAGGGGUUUGACAAGGAUGUGCUUGGUGGUGUGAGCGGGAAUCACAGGGAAGCAGACCCGAGCGUGCUGGCCGUGUUCCACGAUUACAUCAGAGUGAAACCCAUGGUGAUGGAGGCAAACCAGAUCAGCCACGAGCUAAACAAGGAACUGAAGUUUGAAUUGGAAGUGAAGAAUUUAGCGUUAACAGAUUCCAGGGGCCGUGACCUGACCAAGGAAAUUAUUGUGAAGGUAACAAACAAGGUGGCAGAUCAGGUGUGGGUGUGGUCAAAGGCCAAGUUUGUGAACAGGAAGUUCAUCAUGGAAGACAUGUAUCAGCGUUUUGUGGAUGGAGAGAGCAUUGCUGUGGGAAGAGAGAAUGAUCCCUUUUGGGACCCUGUUGAACCUGUACAUCUGGGCACUGCCCAUGUCUGGCUCCAGUCACUUAUCUAUUGCAUUGCACUAGAGGAACAAGUGGAGUUUCACAAUUCCCAAGGCAAAGAGGAGGCCAUUUUACAGAUGAGUUUAGUGCCAUGCACUCCAACUGGACAGCCUCAUGGAGAAGAUGGGAUCCUCAUUGACCCCACAGAGUUAGUGGGCCAGAGAAUGGAUUUUCAGGUUCAGAUCACAAAUUGCCUGGGAGUGAAAUGGUUAAAGCAGAACAGUAAGAGAGGAAUUCAGAUCAGUUACCAUGUCAUCAACCAUCAGCGCCCUUUCCCUACAAAAUCAGUCUGGAACUCUGUGAAUCCCAGGAUAGAUCACAUGCUGCAGUUCACAGUGAAAAGUGUCUCACAGGAGCUGUUGAACUAUCUACAAGACCAUGCCAUGGUUGUGGACCUGUGGGGUCUUCAAGAUGGCUGUGCAGAGAUGGCCUCCUCUCUAGAAGGUGCUGAGAUCACUGAGGAAGGAAGUAUCAUUAUCGACUAUCCAACAGUAAACCCGCCUGGCAAUAGCAGCUUGGAGGUGAGUGAAAACCAGCUCCCUGAACUUUAUACCAAAUUGUCCAAGUUGGAGCAGAAGAUUGAACUUCUGAAAGAUGUCAACAAAACCUUAAGGAAAGAAAAUGUUGCUCUGAAGGAAACCUUAAGAAAAAUAAUAAGCGAAGGUACUAGGCCUGAAUUGAAUCUUACCUACCAAAAGAGUUUACCCAGCAACAGAACCCAACAAAUAACCAUGUCAAAAGACUUUGGCUUCAAGAGUGUUCCAAAGCCCAGCUAUGACGUUGAAUUUGCCAAAGCUCUCAAAUUGUUUUACCAAAGCAUGAACAGAGUGCGAAGCCAACUCCUGGAGUUACAACGGCAUAGGCCAACGGAUGAAGAUAAUGUUGAAAUAUUGCAAAUAUCUAUCGAUGAACAAAGUCAGAUGAUAAAGGAUUUUGGAGACCAUCUUGAAUCAUGCAUUAAUACCCUGAAGAAUGAUGUUGCUUUUAUCAUUAAAAAAAAGAGAGAGCAUAGCUGGUGUAGUUCAGCGACAAAGUGAAACAAGGUCUGCUUCACACAAUUGAUCUUUGAGGCAGCUCAAAAUUCCCUUUUCUGCUGAAAUGCUCAUUAUUUAGGACUGUCCAGUUCCCUGCUCAAUGGUAAUGAUGAUACUGUUAUCCACAAAACUGCAAGGAUUAUUUUUAUAUACAUCAUUGUUUGCAAGAUGAAUAGCAGCCAAUCACUGGUAUUUCCAACAAGCAAGAUUAAUGGCUGCCAUCUGAGGGAGUGUUGUCCCGAUUUUCUGGCUUCCAUCUACAGAUAAAUUAAAAAUUUGAUGUAAAUAAAUCUUCAA
This is a messenger RNA of Callorhinchus milii (elephant shark), 3022 nucleotides long. It is a transcript of the gene kif28, whose product is annotated as kinesin family member 28. The transcript is spliced from 20 exons. The record is from RefSeq and is a predicted model, not a curated record. Gene Ontology annotation, molecular function: microtubule binding; microtubule motor activity; ATP binding. Bases 11 to 2728 code for a protein of 905 amino acids. NCBI's taxonomy places the organism in Eukaryota, Metazoa, Chordata, Chondrichthyes, Chimaeriformes, Callorhinchidae. Gene Ontology annotation, biological process: mitotic spindle organization; microtubule-based movement.